ACUGGAUUUGUAUCUAUUUUUAGAACUUUUAAGACCGUCGAGACCCACAAAAUAAAACCAUUGAAUGACCCAAAAUAAGUACGAAGUUCAGCUGCGUAAAGUAUUUCAGAUUUUUUUGAAAUUUAAGGUUUCAAGAUGGAUGAAUUUACCCAAAAAAUUCUGUGGUUGUCAACCGAAAUAGUAUCACCAGAAGAUCGUGAUUGCUUACGCCUAAUUGCAUCAUCAGUAUUAAAGAUAAACCAACAACACAAGAGUGUAAAAGAAAUAUUGGAACAAUUGUUAGACAAGGAAUUGCUUUCAAAAAAUAACAUCCACAUUGCUUAUGAGGCUUUGACAUUAAUGAACCAAAUUAGAUUGCGAAGUGAAUUUUUGAAAAAAAUUGGCUUCCUAAAUUACAAGCCAAAGCCAUCUGUAAUCUCUGCAUUUACAAGAAUGCUGGUCAAAGUACGUCACACACUGGGCGAGGACGAGUUGUCCAAUUUAAUAUUUUCCUAUAAAGGCAAAGGUGCUGGAAUUAUUGAGUAUGAAAACAGUGCCUAUGCGGUCUUACUGUACCUCUUGGAUAAACUUUUAUUGACCAAUGAUGUAGAAAGCUUGAACAAAUUUGCAGAUGUUCUUAAAGUGGCAAAAAGCAUUAGAGGACAGAAAUAUGUUCAAGAAUAUUUGAAAGAAAAUCCCAAUCUGUCAAAAAGAACAGCAUCAGAAUCCACCCAGGAGGGUUUGAAUACUGUUGAUCAAGAAGAUGGAGAUAGAAAAUUUCAAUUGGGAACAUACAACAUUAAAGGAAAUGAAAAUUUGAUUGUGAUUGGUGCACAUAAUCUGAAUAUACAAAUGCCUCAAAUUCAAGACAUUUCUCAGCAUCAGCAAGUAGCCAAAGCUCAAGAUACAGCUAACAAACAGCAAGGUGCAAACCAGCAGCCAGCAUCUGACCAAAUCCAAGUAAUGAACAAACAACCAACAGUGAACCAACAGUCAUUAUCUGGACAAAGAUUGGCAAUAAACCAACAGCCAAUAACUGACCACAAACUAUCAGUGGACCAACAACCAGUACUAAACCAGCAGCCUACAAACCACCACCAAGCAGUGGACCAAGAGUCACCAUCUGCCCAAAAACUGGUAAUGGACUAUCAACCACCAACUGACCAGCAGUCAGCUAUAGACCAGCAGUCAGCAUUUGACCAACGACCUUCCACAAUGCAUAAUAGUGAGCAACCCGAACAUGUUUCAUUUUCUGAAGCAACUGGACAAGACCAUGGUGAUGACAAACUGCCCAGAGACAGAGAUUCCCUUGAUUUAGGAUAUUCUUCACAUCUUCUUUCACCAGACACAAGUAUAAGCAUGCCACCAACAGAAUUUUCAACCAUAAAGCCCUUGCUAUCUUUGCCACCUUCCAGUCAAUCAACCCCUCCUACAUACAAGCCAACAUUACCAGUUCAACCAGGUAGAUAUUGGGUAAACUUUUGUUAAGGAUAUAGGUGUGAAUCAAUCAUAGCCAAUUUAUGUAAAAAGAAUAUAACAUUAUUAUUUAUGUACCUGUAAUUGACAAUGAGUAGGAUAUUGUUUUCGAUACAAUUUUGAAUUAGAAGCUUAUAACUAUAAUUGGUUA
Messenger RNA from Anneissia japonica, 1606 nucleotides. RefSeq lists its product as uncharacterized. The record is from RefSeq and is a predicted model, not a curated record. NCBI's taxonomy places the organism in Eukaryota, Metazoa, Echinodermata, Crinoidea, Comatulida, Comatulidae. The transcript has 8 exons. The coding region runs from base 136 to 1467 and encodes 443 amino acids.